AUGAAGCGCCAACAGAUCGACAGAGCAGAGGCCACAUCCGGCCAAAAGCAGCGGCGGCUGGAGGAGAAACCAGAAGAGAAGGGCGCCGCAGGAUGCUGCUCGUCUGAGGACGCUGCCGCCCUUCUGCAGCCGCACAUGGCGGAUCUCGAUGGCAUCCAGGCAGAGCUGCAGAAGCUUGAAGAGGAGUGCGCGAAGCAGCAAAUGCUUGUGCAGAAGGAGUUCGACGAGAAGAAGAAGCCAGUGCUGGUUAAGCGCCAAGAAAUCAUCGACAAAAUUCCCGGCUUCUGGUGCCGGUGCCUCCGCAACCAUCCGCAGUUGGCAUACCUUGUCGAAGAGGACAUCCCGGUCCUGGAACAUUUGAAGCGGAUCGACUUGGAUGACAACAUUGACGAGCAUGGCUCGUACAAGAUUAAGUUCACGUUCGACGAGGGCGCCAAGGCCUUUAUGGAGCCUCUGGUUCUGGAGAAGCAUGUGCAGUUCCGCAACGAUCCCUGCUGUGAAGAAGUCGUGAGCGUCACAGAGAUCACAUGGAAAGACGGCAAGUCUCCAGUGGCGGCCGCAGAGGCCAGACGUGCAGAGAACGGGGACGAAGACGUGGACGUCGUCUCUUUCUUCGAAUGGUUCACGAAGGAAUCGAGCGACGUUGCAUCUGGAGUUGAAGUGGGUGAAAUUAUCCGCCGCGAAAUCUGGCACGCGCCCGUGCCCUACUUCCUCGAUGAGGUCGCCGAUAUCGAUGAUGAAGAUGACGAUGAUGAACUGAGCGAUGACGACGAGGAUGACGAAGAUGGUAGCGACAACGCGAACGAGGAAGACGGAGGUGAAGACGACGAAGAGUAG
Molecule: messenger RNA, 837 nt
Organism: Besnoitia besnoiti
Lineage: Eukaryota; Apicomplexa; Conoidasida; Eucoccidiorida; Sarcocystidae
Product: putative nucleosome assembly protein (NAP)
Exons: 2
Coding region: 1-837 (278 amino acids)
Biological process (GO): protein tetramerization; nucleosome assembly
Cellular component (GO): nucleus; chromatin
Molecular function (GO): chromatin binding; histone binding
Source: RefSeq, a predicted model, not a curated record